CGUCACUUCCGCUUACAUUCGCAUGAAAAACAUAGCAAACGCUGAAAUUUAUUUCGUAUUAAGCGCUAUUUCCAGUCUGUAGUCUUGUGCGUCCAUCAGUAUUGAAUUGCAGAGACGCGCUUUCUAAAGCACGGCUGUAUCAAUAGCCUCAGUAAUGAAGGGCCCAAGUGCAGAUACUGAGGUGAUCGAGGAAGCACCUGCUGACCCUAACAAUGAAGAACUUCCACCUUACCUGCGUGAAGAGCCACCUGAGGACUUGGAGAAAGACCACCCUAAGAAUGAAGCAGGCGUGGUGUGGAGAGUGACAGGUGGGCUGUUCAACCUCACCAGAGGAGCGGUGGGCGCCACCCUCGGAGGAGUGGCCUGGGUAGGCAGCAAGAGCUUUGAGCUGACCAAGACUGCAGUGACGAGCGUUCCCGCAGCCGGAGUGGGAUUGGUCAAAGGCGGCGUCUCUGUGGUAACGGGAGGGGUCGGGGCAGUGGGGUCUGCAGUAGCCGGUAAAGUUACACCAAAGAAAAAAGACAAGUCGGAUUAGACUGGCUGACUCGCUCCCACCCUUUGUUCGAUUCGGUGUGUCUGUGGUUGUCUGCCUGGAUUGUUCUCACUUUCAAGAGGGUUGGAAAGCAGGUGGCAGGUUCAUUUAGCCCAUGGGAAAAUUACUGUUUUGCAUUCACCAAAUACAACCCUACUUUAAGUUAAUGUAAAGAACUGCAACACGUUAUCUAAACACACUUCGACCGCUAUUGCAGAGGUACAUAAGAUAAUUGGGAUCUUACGCCUUUUGUUUGCUUAUAAGUUUGUGUGUAUUUGUGUAUUAUGAGUGUCGGCUGAAUCUGUAUUAUUAGUGCAGCGAAGAGGGAUCAAAUGCUGAUAUCAGACACAUUCUUCAUGAAAUUGUCCACUUUUUACACAAGAAAUGUUAUACCAGCAGCUAUUCUUAGAAGGAAAACUUUUUUCUGUAAUAUCAGUUCUGGUGUACACAAAAUUAGCUCUAAUUUCUGUAUAAAACGUCCAUAACAAAUUCAAGUACAAUUAUUCCUCGAAUAUGUUGAUCUUGUUUAAAGCCCAUCUUCGAACAAAAUAAUGUGAGAACUUGGAAAUGAAGUUGAAGUAUUAUUAUUUAAUGAAUUAAUUUAAUACACAUGACACUAGAUUACCUUCAUCAUCUGAUAAUGUUAGGAUUAAACUACAUAUUCUCAAAUGUUCUUCGAUUUAGCGUUACCGACCACAAUAUGUUUUCACAGUUCACUGUAUUAUUCCCAUCAGCAUGUUCUCAUCAGUCAUGGUAAGUGUAGAAAUCUCUGAAUGGCAGUUUGCACGUCAUUGGCGUAGAUUACAUUAAUGCCGAGUCUCCAGUGUAAACACUCCAUUUUGUAAGACAAUGUUUGAGCUGUUGAAAUUGAAUCUGUAGCCAGGAAACCAGUGCCUGGAGUUAAGAAAAGAAAUUAGUUGCAUCUUAAAAGGACGCAGGGAAACAUUUUUUCCAGUCUAAAAUACUUUUAAGCAUUCACGCUUCAUUUUCUCCUUGCGAAGCAUUGCUUGUAGUUCAUUUGAGAUGAUGUUUUAUUGGCCGUACAUGUGCCUGAAUGUCUUGGGAGCUCACUUUAAAAGCUCACUGUGGAGUGUUUAGCGUUUCAGAACAGUGCAAAGUAACCACAGAUGUAUUUCCUGCUACCCUUAUAAAGCUGUUUACAUCAUAGAACCAGCACAAUCGAAAAUGUGCACAUUUGAUUAUUUGUUCAUACAUUUCUGACGUUUUUUCCCCACUGCUUAAAUGUUUGUCUCCUUUUUUACUUUAUUUAUGCAAAAACAACAUAUGGCAUAUUAUUAUAUUGUUGCAAUGCAUGCUUGAAGCUCUAGUUCUCUGUACAACAUGCUGUUUAACUUACAACAUACUGUUAAUUGUGAGUAUGUAUUUCAUUUUUUUUUUUUUUUUUUCUGUUUUUGCUAUCUGCACACUUUCUGGUAGGUAUACCCAUGUCUUGAAGAUGCUGUUACUAUAAACUGGACUUUUAAGACCAAGUAGAUUUUGUCUAUAAUAGAACUAUUUUUGCUAAAUUGAUGCUGUAUUCUACAAAUAAAGUA
Molecule: messenger RNA, 2085 nt
Organism: Onychostoma macrolepis
Lineage: Eukaryota; Metazoa; Chordata; Actinopteri; Cypriniformes; Cyprinidae
Product: Transmembrane protein 263-B-like
Exons: 3
Coding region: 155-535 (126 amino acids)
Source: RefSeq, a predicted model, not a curated record